Messenger RNA from Postia placenta MAD-698-R-SB12, 515 nucleotides. RefSeq lists its product as hypothetical. Lineage: Eukaryota; Fungi; Basidiomycota; Agaricomycetes; Polyporales; Adustoporiaceae. The record is from RefSeq and is a predicted model, not a curated record. The annotation marks the transcript as partial. The transcript is spliced from 2 exons.
CGCGGCAGCUGUGUGAGAUCGCGGCUCGGAGUGUACUGGUCUACGCAGUCUACAGGGUCAGUUCUCCUUGCAACUUCAAGUCUUCGGCACAGUUAUUUCUGGUCCUCAUUACCACGCUCUAUAAAUAUUAGCACCCGUCUCGGAGGGGGGAGCGUCCUAUCGACGUGGUCUCCCGCCACGCCGCAUCGCAGAAGACCUCCUUCACGUCAUCGUACGGGUCUAUCAAACCUCAGUGUUGCAUUUGUAUCAUGCCUAUUGGACAGAGCACUUUCCUUAUCAACAUCUUCUUGGAGCGAAAAUAACAGCCCGAGCUAAAUCAGCAGCGGCACGUCAAGUGGCAGUGGCCAGAGUGACUGGAUCUGCUGGUUGACGGAUUUUGAACCCGCAGCCAUGUCAUUCCUCGCGUGUCAGGUGCGGACGCAGCACGGUUCCCUCGUCGACGCCACCGGACGGCAUCCCGAGCUAUUCUGCGAUUCAUGCCCACGGUGUCCUGUGGCCAACGAGUCUAAUACAAA